UCGCUUGUUUACAGUGAGUGAGGAACAGAGAUUGUGAAACUGUUCCUGGAUUGAGUUUCAGUGCUGCUCUUCAUAUUUAGAUCUUCAUCAGAGUCAGUGAGAAUCACCAGCACACGAUAUCACACUGAAGAAUGUUCCAGAUGGUUCAGUUCUUAGUUCCCUCGGGGCCCAAGACACUCAGUAACAUCAGUCUAUCUCCCCGGAGCGGACAGAACCGGACACAGACCACUUCCAAUGAGUUUCUUCAACACGUCCGGAGAGUCAGCGGUCUGAAACAGCAGGACGUGUUUUAUAACCUGCGUGUCCCAAACCAGUGUGAGAGCGACAGAGACGAGAUCAACCUGCUGCUGCUCACAGGUGGUGGAGUGUUCUGCAUCGAUCUGAAGACGUGGAGCGGCUCUGUUGCGGUUGCGAGCGAGGCUCAGGUCAGAGCGGAGCAGCAGAACUUCAGCAGUGUCUCCAUCCAUCAGCUGCCUGACGCUCUUCAGGACAUUACAGUGAAAACCAGAAACCUGCACAGUCACAUGAAGCACAGCGGGCUGAACCUGCGGCCCGGUCUCUUCAUUCCCCGAGUGCUGCUCCUGUCCGCAGACGGAGACCUGAGCGAGGAUCUGCUGCAGACGGAGAGAGACGAGCAGCUGCUGUCCUGUGCAGACGUGGAGCCGUUCCUGCGCUCGCUGCGCUCCGGAUACAUGUCCUGGCUCUCCGACGCCUUCACGCCGUCCUGGAUCUCAGGUCACCUGUCGUACGGUCAGAUGCGGGCGGUGCGGGAGCGGCUGGAGCUCUUGGGCACCUGGGAUGUGCUGCAGAUGAGCAGCGGUCAGGAGAUCACCGGAGACUUCCAGGGCUGCCAGCACCUCGCCCUCAACCGACAGGAAACAGAGCUGCUGGAGUUCAGCAGAACAGGAAGUGUGAUCACAGACACGCUGUGGAGCCUGCUGGGACACACGCCACAGGUCGCGGUCUCCAUGUAUAAGCGAGGAGCGCAGGGGUGGCUGGGUAAACCGCUGCUCGCCACGGCAACCAUCCCCUCCAGCACACGCGUGAUCUUCCGCAUCCGAGGAGAAGCCACGGACGCCAAGAUCCCGGCCGGAAGCAUCCGCUCCAUCACACUGAGCAUCUGAUCCCAACACUGACGCUUUAUUCACUCAGCAAUCAUUCAUGCACUCGAUAGCAGUGAGUAUUAUUCAGAGUAUCAUCACUACUGACAACACUAAUGUCUUUAUCACACGCAUGAACAAGAGUCUAAAUAUUUCACAUGUGCUUUGUCUUUUAAAUGUUGGAAAAUGAUCGAGUGCAGCUUUAAUAUCUGAUAAUUGCUGAGAAAUGUUUUGCCUUUCUAAUCAAACAUCAGCCUGUAUUUUGAUCAGAUUUUAAGUUCUCAGCUUUCAUGUUUUCAUACUCUUCACAUUCUAGUAAAUCUUCAUGGUGAUUUAAUAAAUGUUUCUAAUUUCUUUAAAGUGACCUUAAAACAUAGAAAAUAUCCUAAUUGGUAUUGUGACACUAUGACCAUUUCUUGUUCUUGUUAGUGAGAAUAUUCAGAUAAUAAUUUCCUCAAUUAUCCUCAAUAAUAAUUUUUUAAUCUCCAUUUUGUCAGUUAAUUUGAAAUUA
This is a messenger RNA of Carassius gibelio (silver crucian carp), 1611 nucleotides long. RefSeq lists its product as uncharacterized. The transcript is spliced from 7 exons. The record is from RefSeq and is a predicted model, not a curated record. Lineage: Eukaryota; Metazoa; Chordata; Actinopteri; Cypriniformes; Cyprinidae. The coding region runs from base 132 to 1124 and encodes 330 amino acids.